Messenger RNA from Adineta steineri, 540 nucleotides. Lineage: Eukaryota; Metazoa; Rotifera; Eurotatoria; Adinetida; Adinetidae. The record is from the annotation of a GenBank genome assembly.
AUGGAAAUCUUUGAUUAUUUUACAGGUGAUGAAAUCUAUUUGUUAUUUUCUCAAUUAAAUAUUCGUCUUAAUCUUAUUCUCAAAUCAUUGCCGAAUGUCAUUGUUACGACACAGAAUCGUUUAGAAUCUAUUCUUACUUUUUUUAAUUCAUUCAAGGCAAUUUCUAUUCCAUAUUAUACUGAAGGAUUAGACUUUACAUAUAAAGAACCUCAAUAUGUACCCAAUGGUCAUCGUUUAUUAUACAUUUAUCCAUCUUUCGAUUACCAGCAGUUUUAUGGACGAUUCAAUAAAACUGACGAUAUAAUUCGUCCGAAUAUUUGUUCUCAAUUACGAUCUCUAUCUUUACCAAACAGUUCUGCUAAACUUCUUGAAUUAAUAUUUAAUGGUGAAUUUCCUCGAUUGGAAAUUAGUCAUCUUGGAAGAUGUGAACGAUUCGUUUUUCCAUUAUCAUCAACUAUUCAACUGUUUGGACUUUCAGCAGGAAAUCAAACAUUUUCUAAGCUUGAAAAUGCUGUAUGUUUAUUAAAGUCAAUCUUAUAA